GUUUUCGGAAUUACUCGAAAGAUCUCGAACUGCCUGGAAAUUCUUGAAAUUAGUGGAAUUUUCUGGAUUUAUAUAUCAUCAGAUAUAAAAUAUGUCAUACCAUAAUAACCACCAUUAUCAACAGCGACAACAGAGAGCACAACCACCAGUGAAUAACGAACCAUUACCACCCGAUUGGGAAAUGUUGAUCGACCCACAAACUGGUUGGCCAUUUUUUGUCAACCAUCGUGAACAGAAAACGACUUGGUCAGACCCAAGGCGACACUCACAUGCGACAUCAGGUCAUCAAGAUGGAGUUCAGAUACCAAUUGUACAUGAAGGUUCAGGCCAUAAUCAAGAACGCCCUCAACAAAUGCCACCUCAGCAACAGAAUUGGGGACCACAACAAUCUGAGCCCAUGGACACUAACCAUUCAAAUCCAUCACGUCAAUUUGUAGGAAGUCCUCAUCGUUCUAGCCCACAACGUUUUUCAGAAACAGCUCGGCAUAGUAGCCCAAAGGCAAGCCCUGUAUUGCGAAGGACUGAGUUUAAACCAAGCAAAGAUUCUGGGCAAAAAGCUUGGGAGAUACCCAUAGCCCAUGGACCUGGAAAUCCACCCGAGCCUGAACGUCAGUCAAGACCUCAGCAACCUCAACAACAAUACUCAGCUGAACCAACUGCUAAACCUACUGAAGCAAAGUCAGGUGCAUUUCUUCAGAAACCAGAGGAUGUGAAACCAAGAUCUAGGUCCCCUUCUCCAGCACCUAAACUCACCCCAAUGGAGACGAUUGAGAAAGUUCUCUCGGAGGCAAUGGGGUAUCAAACACAGAUUGAAGACUUCACAGGGUCUAAACAAGAUAAACAAUAUAAAAUGUUAGAAGAAAUGUUGACUAGAUCUUUACUGAAAUUGGAUUUAGUAGAAUCAAAUGGACAAGAUGAAAUCCGACAAGCACGGAAAAAGACAGUGAAAUACAUCCAGUCCUGUUUAGACCAACUGGAGUUAAAGGCCAUGUCUAAUGAGGCCCCAUCAACGGAACAUGUAAAAGAGCAGGAACUUGGUAGUGAAUUAAAAUGUUGAUUCAGAUGUAGAUAGUACUAGUAUAUGAAAAGAAUAGUGCUACAAAGUAGUCAAUGCAAUAUAAACACAUUUCCUACAUUAAAAUUGGGGGUCACAUUAGAAUCACAGA
Molecule: messenger RNA, 1166 nt
Organism: Owenia fusiformis
Lineage: Eukaryota; Metazoa; Annelida; Polychaeta; Sabellida; Oweniidae
Source: the annotation of a GenBank genome assembly